GGCCGGAAGUGGAGGGCGGUGGCGGUGCGCCCGCUACAUGAGCGGCUGAGGUAUCUCUGCCGGAGGCCGCGGGACGCGGCAAGUUCUCCGCCACCACCUGCCGCCUGCGGCUCCCGGCCCUGCCCAUCCUGGCCCGGUCGGCUCUCCGAAGAGCUGGCUCUGGCCCGGAGUCGCCUGUGGCGGGGCUCUGAGGCAGCGGACUCUCCGCCCAAGCCCAGGCCCCAGGGCGGCAACACUGUGCCAGGCAGCGCGGGGUUCCCUCGGCCCCCGUGACAGUGACACCGUCACCCCAGCCCGAGACCCGCAGCGCGAGGGCGGAGGUCGUGUCCGGCCCGGGCGAGCACGGCCUGAGCGCCUCUAGGCAGCUUGGCAUUUAGUUUGCAGACUUUACGGGCGUGUAAAGUAGGCGUGAAGUCGGCACAUGUGUGAACCUCAGUUGUGCGGCACACUUAGCCGGGCGGACCCCUGCGAUCCUCGACCUGGCUCUCCAGCAUCCUCUGCUCCUCCCAGCCUGCCUUCAGCUAUGACUGUGACCUUUUGAAAUUGCCUCCACACACACACUUAAUUUUAAGGCUCCUAGAUUGGUGAAGUUCAGCAAUAGAAAUUACUGAGAAAAGUCUCCACUCACAUCAUGGAUUUUGGAGACCAGAUUACUGUAUUCCAGAGAUCCUGGUUACAGUACAAGAAGUGCUUAAUUUCUCAUUUCUGCAAGUGAUCAUGACUAUUGAAGAAAAAUUGUUUUAGCUACAGUAACAUCAAGUUUGGUCCCUUUUAUGGAAAUCCUGAUUUUAUUUCUAAAUCUCGACAGCUUUUUGCUAAAGGUAUGAACACACAAAGAGCUUAUCUGGGUAGGCAAAUGCACCUUGCUGAGAAUGUCUAGAAGAGGCUCCACUCUCCCCACCCGUGCCCACUGGCUGCUCCUGGGUCUGGCUCUGCUCUUCAGCUUAGUGUUGUUCCUGUACCUUCUGGAAUGUGCCCCUCAGACCGAUGGAAAUGCAUCUCUUCCUGGGGCUGUCGGGGAGAGUUACAGUAGAGAGUACUAUCAGGCCCUCUUACAGGAGCAGGAGGAACAUUAUCAAACCAGGGCAGCCAGUCUGAAACGCCAGAUUGCCCAGCUAAAGCAAGAAUUACAAGAAGUGAGUGAGAAGAUGAAGUCACUGCAGGAGAGAAGGAACGUAGGCGCCCGGGGCAUAGGCUACCACGGUAAUGGCGAGCAGGCCCCUGGUGACCUCCUAGGGUUCCUUCACUCCCAGAUCGAGAAGGCCGAAGUCAGCGUAGGAGCCAAACUUCCCAGUGAGUACAGCCUCGUCCCUUUCGAGAGCUUUACCUUAAUGAAAGUUUUUCAGUUGGAAAUGGGUCUCACCCGCCAUCCUGAAGAAAAGCCAGUUAGAAAAGACAAACGAGAUGAAUUGGUAGAAGUUAUUGAAGCUGGAUUGGAGGUCCUUAAUAAUCCUGAUGAAGAGGAUGAACAGGAAAAUGAGGAGGGUCCUCUUGGAGAGAAACUGAUAUUUAAUGAAAAUGACUUCAUAGAAGGUUACUAUCGCACUGAGAGAGAUAAGGGGACACAGUAUGAGCUCUUUUUCAAGAAGGCAGACCUGAUGGAGUACAGACACGUGACUCUCUUCCGCCCUUUUGGGCCUCUCAUGAAGGUGCAGAGUGACGUGGUUGACAUCAGCAGGGCCAUCAUCAACAUCAUCAUGCCGCUUGCUCAGAGAACGGAGGCCUUCACACAGUUCAUGCAGAACUUCAGGGAUGUUUGUAUUCAUCAGGACAAGAGGAUCCAUCUUACGGUGGUGUACUUUGGUAAAGAAGGACUGUCUGAAGUCAAAUCUAUCCUAGAAUCUGUCACAAGUGAGUCUAAUUUUCACAAUUACACCUUGGUCUCAUUGAAUGAAGAAUUUAAUCGUGGACGAGGACUAAAUGUGGGUGCCAGAGCUUGGGACAAGGGAGAGGUCUUGAUGUUUUUCUGUGAUGUUGAUAUAUAUUUCUCAGCCGAAUUCCUUAACAGCUGCCGGUUAAAUGCUGAGCCAGGUAGAAAGGUGUUUUACCCUGUGGUGUUCAGCCUUUACAACCCUGCCAUCGUUUAUGCCAACCAGGACCCCCCACCCCCUGUGGAGCAGCAGCUGGUUCAUAAAAAGGACUCUGGUUUUUGGCGAGAUUUUGGCUUUGGGAUGACUUGUCAGUAUCAAUCAGAUUUUCUGACGAUUGGUGGGUUCGACAUGGAAGUGAAAGGCUGGGGUGGAGAAGACGUUCACCUGUAUCGGAAGUACUUACACAGUGACCUGAUUGUUGUCCGAACCCCGGUUCCUGGUCUUUUCCACCUCUGGCAUGAGAAGCAUUGUGCAGACGAGCUGACACCAGAGCAGUACCGCAUGUGCAUCCAGUCCAAGGCCAUGAGCGAGGCCUCACACUCCCACCUGGGCAUGAUGGUCUUCCGGGAGGAGAUCGAGAUGCACCUUCACAAGCAGGCCUACCGGACGAACAGCGAGGCCGCCGGCUAGUGCUCGGGGUGUGUCGCACGCAGUCUGACCACAAGCCAAGACUGUUGGUUUAGCCUUAAUUCCUCUUCCAGAUCCCAUGCCUGUCCUGGAGAAAACGUGUUUCUCAUAUUCUUUCUGAUGUUGUCUGUGCAGUUCACUGUGUUACAGGAAGAAAAAAAUGAGUGUGUCAGUGCAAAGCCUGCUUUGUGAUGUACUGUUCUGUGGAUCAGUCAACAAAGGAAAUUAAUGUUUGCCCUAGAAGUAGCUGGGGUCUAUUCGUACCUGGGACCUGCGUUGUGAUCUCAGGAUUAUGGAGCGAGGUUGCACCAGGCAGGGGUGGGGCAUGCAGGCUGGCCUAUCAGCCAGCAGCUUCCCGAAGAGGGUUGUGGGGUGUGAACCAGGUGCUCCACCUGCAGACCAUGUCAGCCUGCUCCCUUUUUAAACCAGAGCUUUGGUUGAUAGCGUGAAGAAAAAUCCUUUUCACUGAAGCAGUGGGUAAUGAAAUCCUGCAUCUGAAAUCUCACCCAGUCGACAGAAGAUAGAAAUAAAGCCCCAUGACCUACUGUUGUUUAGCCCCCAGAGGUCUGUUCCUAAGCGAAUGGGUAAAAGUACAAAAUAGGUUAGAAUAUAAAGUAUAUCGCCAUGUUCUUGAUUAGUAGUCAGAGUUGCUGUCAGCUACUUUGAAUGAAUAGAAGUAAAUAUGGAAAUAUUUUUGACAUAGCACUUGAUAUGUUGGUGUGCUGGCUACCAGCUGUGUCCGGAGCAGAAGUUUCUAUGAGCUAGACACAUGGGACCUUCCUGAGAAGGUGCACACCAGUCGCACAAGCUGGGUUUGGCUUCUGCAUUGCCUUUCCUCAUUUAGCAUGGAUUCAUUUAUAUUUAUUAUCCUUCAUUUUCUAAUACACUAAUAUUUACUACAUCUGUAUUUGCAUUAUUGAAAUACUUUGAGUGGAAAGAGCAUUUUACUGAGGUAGAAAGACAAAGGAGGUAUAAGAUCAGUCUGAUGUGAGAGAAAAGAUGGCAGUCUAAGGGAAAUGCGAAUGGCUGGUGGCUUUAGAGCAACAUAUCAGCUGCAAACAGGAUAUUGUUUUAAUUCAAGUAUUACAUCAGUGAGACAAGAGGAGUAAGAAAUUAUGUUCAGACAGGACUCUUACAUUAUUUAUCGCACAUGGGCCUUUUAACAUUGGGCCAAUUGCUAAAUCCAGAAAUUGAGAAAAAAGGUGAAAGGCAUGCAUAAGCUUCUGUAACCUUUACCUUUUAAAAGGGACCUGCUAUUUGUAUAUAAACCCCUCAAAGUUCACAGGAGAAAAUUUAUUACUGUUUUUGCUCAGUAAAUCAUAUCACCUGAAAUGUUACAAAUUCCAAAUUUCUAGGUGCUACAUGAAUCCAGUUUUACAAUAACUAAUUCUUAAAAUUUUAAGUUUGGGGAGUGUUUCUUAAGAUGUAUGAGAGUGCUCUCCACAGUAAUGCAGGCCAUUAUCUCCUUUUGUAUGCAGCUAUUUAUUAUGAAGACCAGUGAAUUAUAGUAUUCCAAUGAGAGAAUUUAAUAAUUUGCAAAGGCAAGUUGCCACUUGCCUUUAUGGGAGAAUCAAAUGAUUUUUCCUUUGCUCCUAUUGUUUUAAACUAGCUUAUCAUCUAAAGAUGGAAGCUAGCAGUGGAACUAUGUGUUUUUGACAUUCAGUAGUACUAAUAAAGUAUUUUAUUACCAAAAGUUAAAUGAAAACAUGGUAAAUUAAUUUCUGUUAUAAAAUAUCAUAAAUACAGAAAUUGAGUAAUAUGCCAUUAUGUACUUGAAGACUAAUAAAGCAAACACCAGCGUACCACCACCCAGGUGAAGAUACAGGCUUCCCAGUGCCGGGCCCCUGGGCACCCUUCUGGACCACAUACCUCACCCUCUCCAUGGUAGUUGGCUUGUGUGAUGUGUCCACUUGUGUCUCUUCAUAUUUUUCCCAACUACUUUUGUAUCUGUUUAAUAUACUAUUUAAUUUUGCCUGUUUUUGAAUUUAUAUGCAUCAUUUCAUUAUAUGUUCUCUUUCACUCAGUAUUAAGCUUUUGGGGUUCACUCAUUGUUAAUCUCGAAAUUAGUUCCCUUUAUUGCUGUUAGUUAAAUAGUAUUCCAUUAUGAAUAUACUGUGGUACUUUAAAAUUCUGUUUUAUUGAUAAAUAUCUGUGGUGUUGCCAGUU
Heterocephalus glaber (naked mole-rat) is the source of this 4664-nucleotide messenger RNA. It is a transcript of the gene Csgalnact2, whose product is annotated as chondroitin sulfate N-acetylgalactosaminyltransferase 2. The record is from RefSeq and is a predicted model, not a curated record. Gene Ontology annotation, molecular function: glucuronosyl-N-acetylgalactosaminyl-proteoglycan 4-beta-N-acetylgalactosaminyltransferase activity. Lineage: Eukaryota; Metazoa; Chordata; Mammalia; Rodentia; Bathyergidae. Gene Ontology annotation, cellular component: Golgi cisterna membrane.